AUGAGAUACCGUCUCCAGUCUCUCAACAUCACCACUGAACCAUCCAUAUUAACAGCUGCGUUGAAAGCGAAUCGAAUUGCUGACGACGUUAGCAUCGGUAACUCCCUGAAUCCUCUUCGACCUUCCUUCCCCUCUACGCAACCCCGACUAAAUCCGCGUGUCAGUAUGCCGAAGGACAACGACCCAUGGACCGACUGCUUCAUUCGUUUCAAGCAACAAGUCGAUGAUCACAUCGCAACUAUACUGCAUGACGCAUUGGGAAUUCCCACCGUCGUCUCCAGAAACCUUAACAGUCAUUGGAUGACAACCUCGUCUCCUCGUACGGAUGCGCAGACCAGCAACGACGGCAGUGCCGCCAAUCAGCCCCAUGAAGAUCCCCAAUCCGCCUCCCCUCCGACAGGGCGGCCACACCCACGCGAUGCCUUUAUUGCGCUGUCUCCCAUGCGUUCCCUAUUCGACCCCGGACUCCUGACCGAGUCUCUCUACCAAGUCAUGUGGAUGUCCUUCCUCGUCGACUCGCCAUACUCGCCGCUGCGACUGCGCGACUUGCCCCAGCCCGUACCACGCGAUCUCCCCGAGGGCGCCGACCCCGGUCUGUUCGGCUUCGAAGACGCCUUCGAGGAUCUCCUCAUGGUGACGAGCGGCCAGGGCCUGUCGGAUAUAAACGCCCGGUACGAGCUGAAGAAGCAGUGGAACGAGCUCUACCCGCGGGGCCUCCCGCCCGUUCUCUGGCUGCACCAGCUGUGCCGUCAAGGCCUGUGGGACGGCUGGGAGGCCAGGCCCGACGUCUUCGAAGGCGCUGUCAGUGAAAGGUGGCGUCGGUGGCUCGAGGAGCAGGGCGACCCCUUCCGGGCGGACCGAGAAAGGGCCGCCCAAAUCCCGAAAUCCGAGACGCCCAAGCAGAUUACGGGUUCGGAACAUGGGCGUGCUGCUGCUGCUGCUGCUGCUGCUGAGGCCAGUAGUUCCUCGUCUCCACCUGCCGAGGCCCGCGGACAGACCGAGGAAGAGGCUUACAAUGCCUUGACCGAGAGAAAACAGACCGGACGAGCGGAGGAGCCGAUGUGGGGGAUGUGGAAGAACCUCUUCGAAUCGGACGAGGGACUUUGGAAGGAGUCUGGGCAGCAAGGGAAGCGUGCGACAUCCCGAGAUCUCCCUGCAGGAUGGAGGGUGGACGAGACAGUCCGGGAGAAAAAGGAUGUCAAUGGAAACAUCAGCGUGACAACGACUAGGACCACUUUCGAUGACAAAGGCCGGGAGGUUGGCAGAGAAGUGGUCACUCGGUCUCACUUCGCCUGGUCAUCGAACGGCUCUGGCUCUGGCUCUGGCUCUGGCUCUGGCUCUGGCUCUGGUGGAGACCAGAGAGAGCCACGACCGAACAGCCAGGAUGGUGAUACAGGCCACCACAAGGACGGGACUAAGACUUACCUCGGUUCUCGGUUCUACCUAGUCAGGCUCCGCAAUAUGGUAUCAGACAGCAUGAUGUCCUCAACGCUUUGGGGGGGAGGGGGGAGUUCAGGAUCUGUUGGUGCUGUACCAGAAAGUGCGUCGUCGGCCUUUGGAAGCAGCGAGAACCUCGCAAGACGGAGCGAGCUUGGGUUGACUUUCACUCCCAUGUGGACAGUAAGCAAGCGCAUAGAGAAGGUGGCUCGCGUCGGACAGGAAACAUCGCCGGGCAGCCAGGGGCAAGCAUUCGGGAGAAGUAAUACUAGGUGGAGCCAGGCCAAAGUGCAGGGGUCGGAGGGAUGAAGGAAUCAGGAUCAUCAUGAGAUGCAGCAAGAGGCGAAAUGGACAGCUUGGCGACACGGGAAAAGAGGCUGAAGGAAAAUAACUUGCAGCAUCUUAUCUUGCCACUCCACGUGUGUUUCGGGG
Sodiomyces alkalinus F11 is the source of this 1869-nucleotide messenger RNA. RefSeq lists its product as hypothetical. NCBI's taxonomy places the organism in Eukaryota, Fungi, Ascomycota, Sordariomycetes, Glomerellales, Plectosphaerellaceae. The transcript has 7 exons. The coding region runs from base 1 to 1746 and encodes 581 amino acids. The record is from RefSeq and is a predicted model, not a curated record.